GUUCAGGUUACCAUAGGAAAACGAUUCGCGGCGGUAGUAACAGAUCCACGUUUCUCAUCCAACGCUAAUGUCGAUAAAUAUGGGCGACCAGUGAAACGGACUCCAGGUGAUUUCUUGGAUCUAUAUACUCUGGAAGAUAGUGAUGAGGAAGACGAAGAAGACAAAGAGUUGCCUUUCAAGAAAGUGAAAAUAGCGAAGAGUGUAGGGCAACGCAAAAAAACGGAAGACGAGGAAGAGCGAGUAGCGGGAAGUGAUGACGAAAACGAAGAAGUAGAUGAGGCAGGCAGCGACGAUGACCGACCCAUAAAACUAGAUCUGGCUCGCGGUGAAGGGAAUGUUGAGUCGUCUUCGGACGAAGACGAAUCGGAUUCUGAGUCAGAAUGGCAAACAAAUGAAAAUCUAGAAAUGGAGAUUGAUCUAGCACAUCUAGAUGAAGAUGCAGAACAAGUCGAAUGGGCGACAAGUCGAAUUGCGGCCUGCAAUAUGGAUUGGAACGUAGUACACUGUGAAGAUCUCAUGGUACUCAGCAAAUCCUUCACGCCUCCGGGUGGUUCCAUAAAACGAAUCACGAUAUAUCUGUCAGAUUUUGGAGCAGAGAGAUUAGCUGAAGAAGACAAACAUGGUCCUCGGUUACAGCUUAGCAAGCCUUUGGAAGAGUAUGAAGGAGAUAAGAUUGAUGAAGAAACAAAAUUAGCGAUGCGAAAGUACCAGGUCGACCAACUACGAUAUUACUACGCAAUUAUAGAAUGCGACUCGACAGAAACUGCAGUUGCAAUUUACGAUCAGUGUGAUGGUUAUCAGUUCGAGGCAAGUGAUAUCAAGAUGGACUUCCGUUUUGUACCGGAUGGCAUGGAGUUUGAU
Strongylus vulgaris is the source of this 861-nucleotide messenger RNA. The record is from the annotation of a GenBank genome assembly. NCBI's taxonomy places the organism in Eukaryota, Metazoa, Nematoda, Chromadorea, Rhabditida, Strongylidae.